Messenger RNA from Notolabrus celidotus (New Zealand spotty), 1321 nucleotides. RefSeq names its product DELTA-sagatoxin-Srs1a-like. Gene Ontology annotation, cellular component: pore complex. The coding region runs from base 120 to 605 and encodes 161 amino acids. Gene Ontology annotation, molecular function: channel activity. Gene Ontology annotation, biological process: pore complex assembly; monoatomic cation transport; cytolysis in another organism. The transcript is spliced from 3 exons. Lineage: Eukaryota; Metazoa; Chordata; Actinopteri; Labriformes; Labridae. The record is from RefSeq and is a predicted model, not a curated record.
AAUGCUUGUACAAAUACACCCGGUCUGAGUGUAAAUGUCAAAUUAACGUGAACACGCAAGUCUCUUAAGUGUUGUAUACACAAGGGUAACAGCUGGAGAGGAGCAAGGUUUCAGACGUCAUGGCACCUUCUCGACAGUGCAGCAUAGAGUUUGAGAAUGAAUCCAAAUACACCCUGCUUAAUGCAUGUUACUACAUGCACAGUGGAUUCUGUCAGCAGCCCUUGCCACUAGAUCUCACUUCGUCCGACUCUGGCAGGGCUCUGUUCGAGAAGACUCCAAACACAAUGUGGGGAUGUGUUGGAGUCGUGAUGUACGAUCUGAAGAACAACUCCACGAAUGAACAUGAUGGGAAAAUGGCUGUCAUGUUCUCUAAUCCUUACAACUUCAUGCAGUUUUCUAAUUGGUUUGCAGUGGGAGUGUUUGGCAUGAACAAACAUUGUGAUUACAGCCUUUAUAAAGAGAUGUAUUACAGUGCACAGAAAGGGUUUAUCAGAGGGAAAGCUAAAGAUUUUAAUCUCAAUUACAGCAUUGAAGCAGUUAUUAUCAGAGUCACCAUGUCGGACAGCUACAAACCAGUCAUAAAGGUGAAGGUGAGUGACUACUAGGAUUAGAAGCAGACUUGAGUCCUUACGACCUGUUUCUACUCAUGUGGUUUUUGUUUUGACUCUUUUUCCACACACCAUUUAUUCAUAUACUGCAUGUAAAGACAGCCAACGAGUCUCCAUCUUCUUCCCUCGUACAAAAGUAAAGCUAAAAUACUCCACAAAUGGUUAACUGAUCAAUUUCACUUGGAUGAAACAACACAUACUUUCUGCUCACAUCUAUUUUUCUUUUCUUUCUUUUUUUUGUCUAUUCUUCCUUUUAGGGGAAGAAACAGAGGGGGAAAAGAAAGUGAUGUAAAUAAAAACACUGAAAGUUGCACAGACAACAAUGGGAACUGUUUUCACUCGAUACUAAAAUCUGGCAGCAGAUGCUUGAAAUGUAGCGAAGAUGUGACGUGCUUGUUGUUGGUUCGUGAGUCAUGAAGUUCCGGAGUUCUGUAUUGGAUGUUAGAAAGUGAGCUGAAUGUGUUUUUGGUGGGAUCACAACUACAUCAAACAAAAAACCCCAAAGGUUUGGUAAAAAACAUCUGUAUUCUUUUUACUUUAAAAGUGGAAAUAAGCUGCUCUGAAAGCAAAUGUCUUGAAUAAUUAAUAUGAGGUAGUUGUCUGUUUCUCAUGUGUGUGUACGUUGGAUAUCUGCAAACGUGUGUGUGGUGAAAAUCUGUCUGCUCUGAGGUCUGUGAGAAAAUACUUUCUGAAUAAAAUUUUUUUUCGAUGUG